AACUGAUUAAAAAAAGUCAUAUUAUGGUAUGUGAAAAUGUCAUAGCAUAGUAGGCCUAUGUCAGAAAGAGUAAAAACAAAGUGAUAGUGUAGAGUUAGUGUUGAGGUGUCUAUCAGUGAUCUCACUUCAUCAUCCCAGCUGGAGGUUGAGGCCAGGAGUCGGGCACGCGCACCCAGCUGCCUCUCUCUGAUCUCUGCGCGCGUCCACGAGCAUGUGAACACCUGACCGACCACUGCAGGAGACCAGAGAAGCUGAUUCAUCUCAUAGUAAACACAAACUCCUCUACAGACCUCACUGCUGUGUUUAACUGUGAGCGGGAUGACGGAUGAGGAGGAGAUGUUUGCAUCAGAGGACCAGACGGUGGCCGGCGGCCCUCUGCGGGACUUCAGGAGUCUGACUCGGCUGUACUGCAUGAAUGGCGGACAUCACCUCCAGAUCCUCCCGGAUGGGACGGUGCAGGGCCGGAGGGAGGACGGAGACGUGCACACUGUUUUAAAGCUCAAAGCCGUGGACAGAGGCGUAGUGGUCAUCCAAGGAACAGAAGCCGGCCGAUAUUUGGCCAUGAGCGACGAGGGCCGAUUGUACAGUUCACCCACAGUGACUGAUGAAUGUUACUUCCUGGAGAAGCUGGAAGAGAACCACUACAACACAUACGUAGCUCAGAAAUAUCAGGAGAGGAACUGGUACGUAGCUCUGAAGAAGAACGGAAAACCUAAACCGGGUCCAAGAACUCACAUCGGACAGAAGGCCAUCUUCUUUCUGCCCCGACAGCUGAGUGACUCCGGGGAGUGAAGACACUCAACCUCAACCUAAAUGGAAGCAAAGCUGCACUGGGAUGGAUUGUUUUAUUUUCUAAUACAUCUAUUUCACCAUUUUAUUUCAUGAACUGGGCCAGAACAAGACAUGAAAAAGAAGAAGUGGUGUGAAAGUGGUUGUGGUCGGAACGUGCUUGCAAAAACAAAUGGGUCAAGACUGAAAGGAGGCGAAGCUGCAAAGUCUUUUUAAAUCUAAUGCAGAGGUUUUCAAAGUGGAAGGCUCAGUGAAUGGAAGUGAAACAAUAUUACAUAAGUUAUUACAUCAGUUAUCAAAAGAAGAUCACACAGAAUAGCCUAAAUGUGUGUGAAUAUAUGUUAAAGAGAUAGUAGUGU
Sebastes umbrosus (honeycomb rockfish) is the source of this 1148-nucleotide messenger RNA. RefSeq names its product fibroblast growth factor 1a (gene fgf1a). Lineage: Eukaryota; Metazoa; Chordata; Actinopteri; Perciformes; Sebastidae. The record is from RefSeq and is a predicted model, not a curated record. Gene Ontology annotation, molecular function: fibroblast growth factor receptor binding; growth factor activity. The transcript is spliced from 3 exons. Gene Ontology annotation, cellular component: cytoplasm. Gene Ontology annotation, biological process: regulation of cell migration; positive regulation of protein phosphorylation; animal organ morphogenesis. The coding region runs from base 319 to 792 and encodes 157 amino acids.